AUGCCGUUUUCACCUUUCCAGGGCUUUGAUAAUCAAACUACGACUUCUCCUUCCUUCCAUGCUCGUUCUCUCAACAAUAGUAGCAGCAACACUACUAACCACAUCUCGAGAAACAGAAACCUUAGAAAGGAACCAAACACAGUGUCUGGAACAUCUUCCCGUCCAACUGAAGGCCUUCUCUACUUUCAAAUUCAUCAUCCAGUGUUAUUUUCCCGAGUGAUUGACCUUCUGAGUCAAUUUACGGAUUUGGUGCAUCUUCAAAUGAGCCCUCAGAAACUAAUCAUUCAUUCUGUUGAUACUACCAAAGUUGUUCUCUAUGAAUUAGCCUUACUUGAGGGUAAGGCUUUUUCCUAUUUGGAUUCCGCCCUUGCUUUUGGCUCUUACAAGAAACGCCCAAGCAUGGUAAUCUCUUCAAAGAAAGUUAUCAUUCCUUCCAUCUUUAAACAUGUACAAGAGGUUCGGGUUGGAGUGAAUUUGAAAAUUCUUGCUCAUACUCUAAAAGGUUUAAAAAACCAAGAUGAAUUAUUCGUGUUGAUCGACCAUUCCGAGGAAGUAAUGAUGAUGAAAGGAGCAUUUCAAGAGUCAAGCAUGGAAUUUAAAGAUCCAGAAAUUAAAAUCACAGUGAAAAAGAAGCAACCCGAUCGAGUGUUCACUUAUUCAAUGUCUCAAUUCAUUAUUAAUGAUCAUGAAUUGGAGACUUUUGAGAUUGAACAAUUCGAUAAUCAGGUACAAGUGGAGAUUCUCAUGUCCACAAAUUGUUUCUCGCAGAUCAUGCAAGAUUUAAGUCAAAUGAAGGGAGAACGUCUGAAACUUGAAAUAUAUUAUGAAAUUCCGUCUCCAUGUCAUGCCAUCUCCGGUAUGGUUCAAAACCUUGGAAACACUCUUCACGACUCUUUAAGGUUGUUCUUCAAAACUUCAAAAGAUUGUCUCGAAGCAACGAUUGAAAUUCAAAACUCUGCAAUUGGCACGGAGGAAGACAUUGUCAUUGGCUUCACAGAGUCUUAUUCGAAACAAUUACAAAGUGGAAUUGUGACAAACAAUACGAACAUAGAGAAUGAAAGUGGCAAUGAAACUUUGAAUCAAUUCGAAGGCUCCAAGAACCCUUACAAUGUCACCUCAACAAUUUCCAAUGAAUAUUCGUUCAGAAUUUUAUCCAUCCUGUCGAAAGCAAGCAAAAUAUCGGAUCAAAUGUUGUUGCAAAUUUGCGAGAAUGGACCCUUGGGUGUUCUGUAUGGAUUGGAGGAAGGUAUGGGUUCAUUUCAAUUCUUUGUGGCUCCUUAUUUGAAUGAUUGUUCAUCGGAUUCAGAUCAUGAAUGA
This is a messenger RNA of Naegleria fowleri, 1317 nucleotides long. RefSeq lists its product as uncharacterized. The transcript has a single exon. The record is from RefSeq and is a predicted model, not a curated record. Lineage: Eukaryota; Heterolobosea; Eutetramitea; Acrasida; Naegleriidae. Gene Ontology annotation, cellular component: PCNA complex. The coding region runs from base 1 to 1317 and encodes 438 amino acids. Gene Ontology annotation, molecular function: DNA binding; DNA polymerase processivity factor activity. Gene Ontology annotation, biological process: regulation of DNA replication; leading strand elongation.